Clupea harengus (Atlantic herring) is the source of this 8868-nucleotide messenger RNA. RefSeq names its product centrosomal protein 350 (gene cep350). Gene Ontology annotation, molecular function: microtubule binding. Gene Ontology annotation, biological process: microtubule anchoring. Lineage: Eukaryota; Metazoa; Chordata; Actinopteri; Clupeiformes; Clupeidae. Gene Ontology annotation, cellular component: centrosome. The record is from RefSeq and is a predicted model, not a curated record.
ACUCACCAACACGUUUGCCUAGGUUUUAUACGUGCGUUAUUUCGCUCACACCUUUUUUUCACCGAUUUUUCGAAAACCCAUUUAUUUUGCCAUAGGAUUUUUUUCUUUAGAACCACGAAGAUCUAAAUUGCUCACAGGUCACCCCCUCUCGAUUUACUAAGUUAAUAGAACACAACUUCAUUAGUGGAGAAGGUCUUGAUGACUUUUAUUUCGGUACAACAACUGGAAGAUUACACCGGAAGUGUGGGGAGCUCAUGGCUGUCGGUGUACGCGGGACGCUAACGUUAUUACAAAUACAAGGAUUUGUAAGGUGUUCAAUUUCAGUUGCACUGAAUUGAGAAUCGCCCUGAAGCUGCUGCAGGGACUGGAGUUUUACUAGAUUCAUUGAUGGAUCCGAAGGAAACUUCAACAGGCUCAUGGAAAUUCAGCAAGAAAGGUGUUGUACUUGGCUUGUCCAGAACCUCGAGGGCUGAAGGUCCAGGGAAGGUGUCCUUUAGCCCCCUGAAGAACAGCUCACUGGACAACAGUCUCAGGAAGACUGUGGGUGUGGAUAUCAAGGAUCAUCUGCCCUCCUACAGGAAAUUGUCUCCACACUUGGGAUUACCAUUGCAGCUUGAAGAUCAGACCCAAACUGUAGGGACCAGUGUCAGCCCUCUGGUUUCUGAAUCUGGACUGAGUCGGCUGGUGUUCCAGCGUGACACGCGCUCUGCACAGACUGUCAAACCAGCCAGCACACACUCUUCCAUGGUCAGUGAUACAUCAGUGCACUACAUCAAUGACCAAUUGGCUAUCAAUGUAGCGGUUCAUCCGGUACUGGCCACCUCCAAAGGUGCCAUUUCUUACUCACACACCCAAGAGCAGCAAGAGCCCGCCGUGUCCAGCCAGGAGGAGGUCCACCCCCUGAUGGAGACGCUGCAGAACUCCAGUCCCAGUAGUGCCAGCCAGCGGCUCGAGAGCUUGCGGCGACAGCAGACUGAUGAUAAGCUGGAGAAACUGAAAGAACGCAUUCGCAAGCAGCGUGAGCACCUCGAGGAGGCUGGAGAGAAGAAGGAGUCACUGGGCAGCUUGGAGAAGCCUCUGGGCACCUCUGGUCAAACCUACACGCAGUCCAGCAGCACUAUACCGUCUGCACAUGUCCGUAAAGUCAUCACAGCUCCCCCUGCUCCUGUUUAUAAAGGAUUCAACACCACGGAGAUUAAGAUUCACAGUUCUGAUGGGAAGAUUGGCCAAGAGGAGGACUUCACCAGGCUGAGACGGGAGAUCUACAAGGACCUGACACGCCAGCUCACAGGAGAGAGUACCAAACAGAAGGUGCGCUUCAGGGAGCGCGUGAAGGGCAAGAAGCCAGUCAAACCUGUUAGAAAAGUCCACAGGUCACAGUCUGUCCCUGACUCUGAGCCCAAGCCUGCAUCCAUCAGUACGUCCACAUGGCGUGAAGGGCAGAAGGUGGUGAAUAUGAUCCUAGGUCCUCCACUGCAGCCCCAGCGCACCUUCAUGUCGGAGUCUGGAGAGGCCAGGGGGCCCAGGACAGGUUUGGGGCCCCAGCGCACCUUCAUGUCGGAGUCUGGAGAUCGGAGGGCCAGGACAGGUAAUUUGGAGCGACCACCUAGCGGUGCACCAGUGCAAGAUAAUCUAAACCAAGGCAAGAAAGCUGAAGAUGGGAAGAGUCCUGUAGUCUCCUGCCUGCAGCUCUCAGCUGAUUUCCAAGGCAUCCUGGACGACCUUCAGAUGGAUCCGUCUCCUGGGAAGCAUGUGGAGAAGUUCGACCAGAAGCCCGUCACCUCUAGAGGAGCAGCGGCGCACUCCAGCUGCAGCGGAGUCAAUCACACCGGCGGUCCAGCCAAACCCUCCUCCUCCUCCUCCACGGAGGCCCUCAAACCCGAGCCGGCCAGAAGAAAGCGCCACUACGACUCUGUUGCGGUGCGCCAGUACAUCUCACGGCAGCAGACGGAGCGGCGACGGAGGCAGACGGAGGAGCGGCGCAGCCAGCAGGAGGAGUCGGACCGGAGGAACCAGAGGCUCCAGCAACUCUACAGGAAACAGAAGCAAGGCUUCACCAGGCCACCCGCUGACGCCACCACCACCACCCUGGAGUCUACACACAGAUCUCUGCUGGACACCUACACUAAACUGCUGCCAGAGCAGAGCCAGCUCGACAUGAUGGAGGUCCCCCUCUCUCCUUACAGCAGCACCUAUCAGCAGAGACCUCUGUACCAGCCCUCCAAUGAGUCGGAUAAGGAGAAUAAACAUCAAAAUCGACCCCGAAGUCCAUCCAGCAGUGACCUCUCUGUGCCUGAGCAGCAGCAGCCUCCAGCACCAAGGAAUGAACUAGGCUUACCAGCAAGGUCAUCCUGGGUACAACAUGAUAGGCAGUGCUCUUCACCAAGAGGAAGUGUGGCCAUCCCUUUAGUGACCUCACCUACCCGAACAUUUCCCCGGUGGCUGGAUGAAGAGUACAAGCCCUCUGCUCCCAGUGUCUCCUGUCUGCAUGCGUCAGCAGCUCUCCCCAACUCUCUAGCCAGCAUGACCAGCAGAGUGAGCCGUCUGGAGGUCUUGAAGUCUACAGCCACAUCCCUCUCCAACCGAAUCGAGAGUGAGGCCCGCAAAUUGCUACUCACCUGUAAGGGCGGCCAGAGUUCAGAGUUGGGUGCAGACUUGCCAAAUCACUGGGCUAGAGUGGCGGCCGGCUCUAGUAUUGGCACUGUGGCGAAGCCAGAAUCCCCGGAGGAGGAGAACAUUCAGAAGCUGCUGUGUUUGGGCCUGACCUCCUAUGAUGGACCUCUUCCUGGAGUGGGACAUUUGGGCGCCGCCUUCAGAGAAUCGCAAGAACGAGCGGCAGACACGGGAAAAGGUGCAAUGACUCCCGGCACUGCAGACUCCGUCUUGUCCAGGCAAAGGGACGGCAGCCUGAGGCAGGCUGAAGAAGAACCAAUCAUGUCCUCCCACCACCACCAUAACCAUUACGGCUCCAAUGAGAGCUCCAUCAGCGAGGGCAGUCUGGCGGAGUGGAGGGCCGCUUCCCAGCAGCCAACCAAACCAUCCUUGCAUGUCGCACUUCUAGACAUGGAGCGCGUUCAGCCGGAGAGCACUCCUUUGCACAACAUCUCUGUCUUCAGUAGUGGGACAGAAACAUGCAGACUGUUCAGCAGUACAAUACCUCAAGAUCUGGAUGCCAGUAUGGCUGCCUGGAGAGAACUGACCAAGGGUAGUCCUCACAGUGUCAUUAACAUCUUCACCAAGAAUCUCCCCAGCAGCAGCAGAGUGACUAAGGGAAGAAGUGGGAGAUCCAGUCCUGUGUCCUGCCCUGGUCAUCCAGAAGGCCUUUAUGAGAAUAACAUCUCCUCACCAGGCAGUAACACCAAUGGCCACCCAAUCAUCAGGACUUCAAGCAGACACAGCAGCAGCGUAGUAAACCACCAUGAAAGCAGUCCUCAAGAAGACUCGAAACGUCAGAAGUCAGGCACACAGUCCUAUUCCUCAGUGGGCUCUCCAGUAUCAUCUUCCUUCUCCUCUCCUAGUUUCCCAGACAUGGAUGGAAAUGUUGAUGUGACACUGGUGGGGGGUCUGGGCGGCGACUGGUCUCCUGUCAUCGAUCCUGGAUCUUUGGGCUCCGUGAAGGAAGGCGCUGCUGAAGGGAACUCUGCUCACGGUUCUCUUAACGGCUUGGACCCCGACAGCAGAGCGGGGAGUGCUUCAGUCUACGCGUCGCACAGCUUAUUUGUACACAGUAAGACCAGCCAAAGAAGGACGGUGUGCCCUCCGAGCUCCUCAGCUGCCUCUGGUCCUCCUCCAGCCUCCAAGGGCAGCGGCCUCACUGCUGGAGAUGAAGGUGCUGUGGAAUCAUCUCCUCCCAGCCGGGCCCUUCCCAGCACUUCAGCCAUCUUUUCAUCUCCUGCCCCCAGCAGUCAUGGUGCUGAACAAGUGGUGAACACUGCAAGUGGGCUGCAGUGUGCUCCAGGUGCCUUACAGCAGCGCAUGGCAGCAGAGCUCAUGUACCUGGACUCCAUAGAGGAGUCCAUACGACAGCUCAGUGAUGUGGAGCGGAUACGUGGCGUGUCCUUGGCUCAGCAGGAGGUCUUCUCCCUCGCUCACGUCCUCAAGUCCCAGCAACAGGCUCACGAGCUGGACCUGCACCGGCUGAAAGUCAAAACCCAGCAGGAAGCCUUCGAAUCUCAGAUAGAGCUGGAAAAUAUACAGCAGAGAGAAACACAGAUAGCCAGGGGUCUGAGUAUUCAGGCAUCCACCAGCACAUCCCACUGUGACGAGUCUCAAUACACCUACCAUAAGCAGAUCCCAACCUCCUCCAGUACUCUCAGCAGCGGAGGGCACAGUGUCAGCGGAGGGCACAGUAUCAGCGGUGCUCAGGGGGAGCUCCCCUCUUCCAUCAUUCGAGCAGAGGCGGGAUGUUGCUUGAGAAACUCUAUUGCUGGCAGUUCAGUUUUGGAGGAGGCCCAUCUUGCAGCGGACAAUUCCACUCGCAGCGACAGCAUACCCUCCCUUCAGGAUGACAAAGAUAGCAUGUCAGUGGCCACGGAGUACUCUCUGAAGUUUGACGAGUCUAUGACUGAAGAUGAGAUCGAGGAGCGAUCCUUCCGAUCGCUGCUGCCCUCGGAGUCACACCGGCGCGGUACGCUGGAGAACAAGCAAAGCCGGCACGAGUCGGAAGAAGAGCCCGCGCCCGACAUGGCUAUCUCUCUGGAUUCUUCCAAGGUGCUUCAGCCAGACAACAGUAUCCCGUUCUCCAGUGGGCAGAACAACUUCUCCAGGUUCACUAUGGACAUGGUGCGUCAGUACAUGAAGGAGGAGGAGGUGCGUGCCCAGCACCAGAGCUCUCUGCUGCAGCUCCGCCAGCGGGCACUGAAGGACAAGACUCGAGCAGAGCUGGCAUGGCUGGAACACCUCAAAAGACGUCUCAGGGAUAAAGGAGAAGAUGACAAGAUGCCACCGAUCAGGAAGAAGCAGAGAGUGUUGUUACUGAAGCUGCAACAGGAGCAGGCCGAGAUUAAGAGACUUCAGGAGGCCAAUAAAGCGGCACGUAAGGAGAGACGACUGCUGCUGCAACAACAGGAGGAGAUUGAGCGCAUGCACUCCACCACCCAUAGACUACGAGAGCGCUUAAAGAGUGCUUGCCAUCUGGAGUCCUCCAGCUUUGAGACCACAGAGGAGGCUGCCCCUUCCAAUGUGACCAUGACUGAUGCUAACUCACGCAGCGCCUCUCCAGUCUCUGUGUCGGGGAGUGAGACCAGCAGCAUCAUGCUGAAGAAGAUGCACUGCCACAUGGAUGACAAGUUCCUGACGAAGAGAGGCAGCAGUGAAGCAGCGCGGCAGCUACGCAGAGGGCUCCUGCAGUGGAAGCAGCGUCUGGACUCUGAGGAGAGAGAGAUCCGCAGGAUGGAGAGGCAGGCCGUGGCUGCCUGGGAUAAUGAUAUGCCUGAAGUCACCCCACACCAUAAAGAUGCUGUCGGGCCGGAUGCAUCGCCAGAUCUGUCAAUGUACAGUGGACCCUCCGACCUUCCCUUGCCUGAGAAGCCGACUGGGCAUUCUGAAGCGUCCCAAAGUCAACACAGCAGUCCGCAAGCAGGUGUUGCCUCGUCCCAGGAGUCUGAUAUCUCUGAAAGAAUCCUGUCUCCUUCAGGGGAAACUUCUAGCCUGUCCCAGCACCUGGAGGGUAGCAUGGGGCAGUCCCAGCACCUGGAGGGCAGCGUGAGGCAGUCCCAGCACCUGGACGGCAGCAGUGGGGGCAGCGUGGGGCAGAUCUACUCUACUGACCACAGGACUAGUGAUCAGAUCUCAUCUGGGAAAAAGUCAACAUCAGAUCAGAGCAGUAUUGAGAGCCGGAUCUGGGCUCUGAAGGAGGAACUGAGAAAGCGCAAAACUGUUGUGCACCAGCUGAAGAAAGAACAGAAGAAACGCCAGAGAGAGCGCCUGAAGGCUCAGGAGGCCAAUCUACUGAAACAGCUAGAGUCAUAUAAUGACUUCAUUAAGAAGACCAAAACAGAGUUAAGUGAAGACCUCGAAAGCACAUUGACAACUAAACCAGAUAUCAAGAAGCUUACAACAGAAAAACCAAGAAUCAAACCAUCUCCAUCCCAGAGAUCAGAAGCAAGCAACAACUUAAAGUCUCAGGAAACUGACAAGACCAUCUCAGAUUUUCAAGAUAAUAGUGGGGUUUGUAAUGUUGAUGUUGAAACCACAGAUGACGAGGACUCUUUCUUUGAAGACGCGUCACGCAAAGACUCUUUGUUUGACGGCUCAAAGGAUCAAUUGCAGCAACAAAGCCAUGAAGUUGAUGGCGGCCAAAAAUCUGAUCAACUGUUUUACACCGGAGACAAAGGCCACUUUGAUCAAACCGAUGGAUCUUGUGAACUGCAAAACAAGCAAACCACGUUAGAGAAAGACUCUGUGACACUGACUAACUCUGACCUCAUUAUUGAUCGCUCCAAAGAUGAGAGGUGCUCAUUAAUCAGUGGAGAAAGCAGAGCUAUAAACCUGGAUCGUGCUUCCACGGAUAACCAAAGUGUUCUUCUGUCUGCCAUGGGGAAGUUCAACUUGAAAGACCAGGCUCAGGAAGCGGAGCCUUCUGCUCUCCUUGACUCAGUAGACAACGAGAAGGGUGUCUCGGAUACCAAGAUCUCUACUGAUGAAAAGUGUGAUGUUUCAAAGCCUUAUGAGAAGGAAAGCUUCGGCACAUUUGCAGAUCAGCUCUUCAAGAACUUUGUGUCAGUCAACGUGGAGCAAUACCAACAGAUACAAAAAGCUAAAGAAAAGAAGAUACAGGAUGCCAAUUUGAAGAAAGAUGAUUAUGGCUGCUUUACAGAGACACACAUGCCUUCAGCAACCAUAAAGAUGGAUACGUUUCCUUACUUUGAUGACGAGGAAGAGGAUAUAACAUCACCAGAACUUUACAACCAACAGGAGAGUCCUGUGUUGGAUGCAUCUGGGCAAUUGGAGUUGGCUAAACGUUUGGCUGAGCUGGAACUCAGCCGAGAACUGUUGGAUGCUCUAGGAGAAGAACCAGAUUGGUUUGAAGAGGAUUUCGGUCUUAGUUCUAGGAAAGAGCUAAGACAGAAACAGCUCCACCUGUGGCAGGAGGGAGGUAUUCCAGGUACUCUGAGCUCAGCACCAGGUGAGCAGGUGAAGACUCCUCCCAGGCCAGAGCUGCCUCUUCAGGCCAACAGAACCCCUGAGAGACCCGUCAUGAUUGUGCCUCACGGCGUGAUAGAGAUGGAGAAGCUUGUGUACGCUGCCACUCAGGAGAUCUGGGACAAGUGCAGAUUGGGAACGGGUAAACCACUGGCUGGAUCCCCCAGACCCCAGGCUUCGGUUGGGUUCUUAGGAGGGGAACCCGAGAGUGAGGACCAGGACACUUACUGCAAGCAAAGCUACAAACAGGCUGUAUUUGAUUUAUCGUGGGAGGUCAUCAAGGACGUAUUUGCCAAGGAUCAUAACGCAGAACAGCCUCAGUGGAAGAAGCCUCAGCGCAUCAAGUCGUCCCACUUUCAUGGAGUCAAAUGCACAGAGGACAUCCAAACAGUUCAGUCAUUUCUCACAGAAGAGGUGUUGAAGUUGUAUAACUUGAAGAGGGAGCACAACCAGAAGACCGACUGGCAGAAGAUGCUGAAGUUUGGCAGGAAAAAGCGUGACCGAGUUGAUCACAUACUGGUUCAGGAGCUGCAUGAGGAGGAGUCGCAGUGGGUGAACUAUGACGAAGACGAGCUGUAUGUGAAGAUGCAGCUGGCGGAUGGCGUUUUUGAUGCCUUGUUAAAGGACACGGAGGAUGUGUUGUCUCAAAUUCAGGAGAGGAGAUCCAUCAGAGCCAUGUCCUCCUGAUAUCCACACGUCCUUAGAAGAACACUUCAUGUCUCCUUCCAGAUCAAUGUCCCGUCUGUGGAAUAGGUUCUAGGUCCUUUGGCCACAGAUAAACAAAAACGAUGUUAACCUGACCUGGUCUUUCAAUCUUCAGUGUGUAGUUGGCUUUAUUACACCAAAACAGACCAAAUGAUUCUUGAAAUGUUCAACAGCACACUUAUGUAAUCAUCAGAAGACAAAACAUCACAUGAACUUUUAACAUGAGAGGGAAAAGGGGCUGUUAACGUUUUGAAGUCCAUGGAGUGAUUAUUUAUCAUUUAUAAGUUAAGUGAGGAGAUGGAGAGGUUUUAGAAAGGGGCUGUCAAAACGUUAAUAUAUGAAAUAUCUCAUGCCAAAACGUCACAUCUGUUUCUUACAAUGUGAACUCUCCCUAACAGUCUCUUGAGUUUUUCUCCUGAUUAAAAAGGAAACAGGAGAAACACGACAUCAGAUUAAAUGUCAUUAUUAUCAUUUAAUGAGGUCUGGUGACAUUGUCAUUAACCUCAGCCUUUAAAACAGCUCUCCUGUGUUCAGUGGUCUCAUGUCAGCUGAGUUUGAUUUCUGCCCAUCACUGGUGUAAUUAUGUCUAGAUUUGUCAUUUGUAUUGAUCUAUUUACCUGUAUAAAAUGUGGAAUUGUUAAAACCUAGGUAAUGUUAAUGUUAGAACAGGCCCCUGUCCUGGUGGUACAGCUAAUGUGGUUGAACUGCACACAAGGCAGGAGUUAGGGGGGUGUUUUUGUAUACUGUAGAAACAAUGGUGAUCAAGGGCUUCUCUUUUUUAUGAAUAAUUUGGGAACUUAAGCCGUGUGCUGUUGUGUAUACAUACAUAAUACAAUAAUUCUGUAUUAUGUAAGCAUUUAGACGACCUUGGACGAUAUCCUGAGAUGCUGCACUUGUUCUCAUUCAAAUCUGAUCAGUCCUUAAUUGUAUACUGUGUUCAUAAAAGAAAUGUCACCUGUAGAGGUUUGAACCUUUCUCUCUGAAAUGGAGUUAUGAAAAUUGUAUGAAAAGUUGUUGAAA